CAGCAACACUUGAAGAAAAGCCGUCCCUUGCAUCUAAACGGUGAUAUGCGAAAGGACGAAGGCAAGAAAAUGGACCGACCGUUCAACGGGGAGCUAAACCAGGCAGUUACCGAGAACAACAAUGUGCUAGUAGGAGCGCUACAGGCAGACGAACCAGAUGUAAAACAUGCUAGUAGCUGUGUAGAACCGAGUGUACACUCUAGUGUAAGAUCCUGGGCCAGCCUCGAUAACCAGCACUCGAAGAAUUGUCAUCCAUUGCAUCUAAACGGUGAUAUGCAAAAAUCUGAAGGCGGGAAACUGGACGCAUGUCUUCAAUGCGUGACACAAAUGCAGCAUGAUCCGAAGCUUGAGCGACACCUAACGACACAAGAGAAAACUUCAAGUCAAAUUUUCGGGCCUUCAAAUUCGGCCGAGACCGACUCAGGUGAGGAAAAAGAAGGCGCGAAGAAACAACUACACCCAAACGUCACAGAAAACCACCAACACGUGAAGCCAGCGACGGCGUGUUUCAAGUGCGACAGGUGCGACUUCAAAGCCAGAUCGCCGCGACGUCUGGACGCUCACCUGCGACGUCAGCACGCAGAGGGAAGCGUCAGGUGUACCCUCUGUCCGUUCACCGCUCUUAACCAGCGAGGGCUCAACAUGCACGUGCGCAGGACGCACUCCAACAAGACACAAGAAGACCCGGACGACUUGGAGAGAGAAAAGAACGACGACAUCUCCGAACAUCUCGAGAAACACGGGAAGACAGGGCUCCUGCAGUGUCCACAGUGCGACUAUCUCACCAAGUGGAGGAAGAACAUGAGACAACACGUUCGCGACGUCCACACGACAAGCCACAACCUCCACAAGACAAGGCACAACCUCGGGUACAAGUGUCCCGACUGCGGGCACACCUUCCGUACGGUGUCUCUACUUCGUCUGCACGUCAGGCGAAAACACACGGGCGAGCGACCGUUCCAAUGUCCUCACUGUAGCUACGCAGCGCUUGUGUCCAGCCAUCUAGAGCGGCAUAUCCUUCGGCACACGGGGGUCCGUCCGUACAUGUGUGAGGAUUGUGGCUACAUGGCAAGCACCAAAGACGUCCUGGCAAACCACCGAAGGACGCACUCGGGGGAGAAACCCUACAGGUGUGAAGUUUGCGGGUACGCCGCUAGGCGGCGCCACCACCUCCAGGGCCACAUGGCGAAGCACGCUCCGGUCAAACCCGACAGGACGUUCAAGUGCGAGUUUUGCGACUACGCAGCUGUAAGAAAGUUCCACCUUGUCCGCCACAUGUCCAGGCACUUUGGAGAGAAGCCGUUUAAGUGUUACAUGUGUGAGUAUUCAACUGUGGAUAACUCUCGACUGCAGGCGCACAUUCGGGCACACACGGGAGAAAAACCGUUCCGAUGUGAAAUGUGCGAGUUCGCUACUGCCAGAAAGGACCAUCUGAAGCAGCACGUGAUCAGGUGCUGGCGUAAACAAACAAACAAACAGAUAAAUAAAUAAAUAAACAAAAACAAGACCAUCUGAAGCAGCACGUUAGGAGUCAGCAUGAAUAAACAAACGAAUAAACAAACAAACAAACAAACAAACAAACAAACAAACAGGACUAUCUAAAGCAACACAUGAGGUGUGGGCAUGAAUAUGUAAAGAGACCGGACUUCAGGAACUUAAUGAACUUUGCCAAGUGUUUUAGUUAUCAAUAACGCAAUUGGUAUUAU
Branchiostoma belcheri (Belcher's lancelet) is the source of this 1706-nucleotide messenger RNA. Its product is annotated as zinc finger protein 808-like. Bases 46 to 1491 code for a protein of 481 amino acids. Gene Ontology annotation, cellular component: nucleus. Gene Ontology annotation, biological process: regulation of gene expression. Lineage: Eukaryota; Metazoa; Chordata; Leptocardii; Amphioxiformes; Branchiostomatidae. The record is from RefSeq and is a predicted model, not a curated record. The transcript is spliced from 3 exons.